Molecule: messenger RNA, 2953 nt
Organism: Amoebophrya sp. A120
Lineage: Eukaryota; Dinophyceae; Syndiniales; Amoebophryaceae
Source: the annotation of a GenBank genome assembly
AUGGUAAUUCAUCUACACUUACGAGGAUCCGGAUCCUCGACACUUCGGCGCCGCAUCGGUGGGUUCCAACAUCUUCUGCUCCCCUGUCCUUCGGCAAGCCGCCGUCAGAUUUUUCCACCGUCAUGGCGCAAUCGGAUUUUCCCUCUUCCUCCGGGCGGAAGCCGUGGUGUGGUGAGCAAAGUGGUGUAUCGCCCCCGUGCAUCGGAAUCGGCGAGCGGUACGGCGCCGCUCGGAGAAAAUGAAAAUUGCCAGAGUACUCCGUCCGUUGCGACAGCAAGGCCUGCAGAUCCUGCUGCCAGCAGCAUCGCUGCGUUCGCUUCCAGCGUCUCGGCGAAACGGAAUCCCGACGAUGCGAUGUUGAGGACUCUGCGGGAUACCGUCCUCGAGCCCCUGCUCGGCUUUCGCAAAUUUACCGACACGCAGCGGCACGCGCUGCCGGUGCUGUUCCGGGAAGAUGCCAAGUCUAUUCUAGUGCGCGCCGCCACUGGGAGUGGCAAGACGUUGUGCUAUCUCCUUGCUAUCCUAAAACAGCUUGGGGAUCCGCGCCUAGGGCCUGGUCUCUUUAGUCGGGCAACUACUGACCACGGCGCAUCAGUUGUUGACGGAUGCAGUGCUGAGUCCGCGGCGCUCCUUGCAUCUGACCAAAGCAAGGAUGAGGAAAUGACGGAAAUACCGCCACCCGGUGUGCGCGCGUUGGUAAUUGCGCCCUCGCGGGAGCUGGCGAUGCAAAUCGCCCACGAAGCGGAAAAGACGUUACUGAAAAAGCAAACUUCCAGCACUAGCCCUGCCAACAAAGGUGCCGCAAACCCUCCACACGAGUCGGCGCACGCAAGUUUGUGCUGCCUCGUGGGCGGCUUGCGCGGGCGCAAAAUGGACUGUGUGGAGCUGAAAAAGCGCAAGCCAAAUGUCGUGAUCGCCACUCCCGGGCGAUUACUGGACCACUUUGAGCAGACCUUGUUCUUCCACGAUUUGUUCAAGCACUUGGAAAUCGUAGUGCUCGACGAGGCCGACCGACUGUGCGAUUUGGGCUUUCUGGGUGACCUCAAGCGGCUCCUUUCCUACUUGACCACCGCGAACCAGAACCCGAAUCUGCGGUAUUUACUGUUUUCUGCCACACUGCCGGCGACGCUGGAAACCAACGUCAUUGCGCGCUACAUCGACGGUAUGCAAGAAAAAAAGUGUGUAAGUGUAAAUUUGUGUUGCAGAAGAUGCAACAGAGUUACACCUGUCAUGCCAGACAGCCAUGAAGUCCUAUUUUCAUGUGUGUUUUCCUUUACAAACCAUGCAUGACAGGUUUUCUCUGUCAUGUAGAGCAAAUUUGUGAUGCCGUUCCUCAAAGAAAGUUACACUUACACACUUUUUUUCCUGGAUAGACGGCUCCGUGGUGCGGGUCGAGUGUGACCAGGAGCGCGCCGGUGAGGACGCUGAAAAUGGGCGUGCACCAGACCAUCGAAAACCUUCUGGAAAAAUGGAGAACCACGACGAGACGGAUGAGUGGGGCGACGAAGAAGUAGAUGAUGAUCUUUGCGACGCCAGUGAGAACAACAACGACAGCACCUACCUCCGGACCGACAAGAUGCAUCAAAGUGCCGAGUUUGUGUCUGCCGAGACCUUACUUCCAGCGCUCCACUACGCGCUCACUGAGGAGUUGAAGCAGAAUCCCAGCAAUUACCGGAUCAUGGUUUUUUUCCCAACCGCUCGACUUACACAGUUCAUGGCAGCCUUCUUCCGCGAGCUGCUUCGCUUUCCUGUACUAGAGAUCCACAGCCGCAAGGACGCGCACCAGCGCUUGCGCACCAGUUGCGAGUUCCGCACGAACGGCAAACCGUCGAUUCUGUUCACCAGUGAUGUCUCCGCCCGCGGUAUGGAUUAUCCAGACGUAAGCCUGGUAUUGCAAUUCUGCGCGCCGCACAACUUCGAGCAGUACGUGCACCGAGUGGGGCGGACCGCUCGGGCCGGGAAAACAGGCCGCGCACACCUACUGCUCUCGCACCACGAGGCGAAGUUUGUCCAAGUUCUCAGUGCGAAUUUUCAGCUCGCUGGUGUGCUGCCGGACAAUGUCGUUUCUUCGCUGCCCCCGGGAACAAAUGAUCUUCUUGGAAGAAAUUCCGAACCGACGAGGUCGCGAGGUUCCUUAUCUAGUAGCGCACAAGAACAAGAACAACAAAUCUUCCGAUCGGGAGGACGACUUUCAACAACAAACCGCAACACCGUCGACUUCCUCGAUACCACGCAACGGUACUACUAUUCCGAAGCCCUGAAUGCAGCGACAAUGUCGUGGGUGUCUUCGACCAGCAUGAAUUCGUUGGCCGCCGCCGCGUUCGCGUCGUUGCUUAGCCAUUUCAAGCUGUACACCAACGUCCUGCAACUUUCCGAGGACCAAGUCGUCCAGGCGGCGUACCUGAUCCUGACCGGCUGUGGUAUGGUGCAGAUGCCCGUCUUGUCCUACGAACUCGCGGAGGGACUCGGCCUGCAGAAGCAUCCCGGUUUGAAAAUAGCGCACGACUUGCGCGCGGGCGUAGUGCCAACCGGACCGCUGGACCCGGUGGCGACGUACAACAACCGGGUGAAAAAGCGCGGAGGCGGGCGACGAGGUGGGAAGAGAUUCCUUUGAAAGGAAAUAUGAAAUAUUGUGAAGUGAUACUGCACUCACGAUGAGAAUCAAUCAGAUACAUAAACACACAUAAUGAGAGACAGCAAUAACUGUAGACUGAUAGAUGAAUUUCAAAAGCGCAUGAUACGUGCCGAUGGUCUACUUGUACUACUUCACCACAAUGAAAAUAAUCAUGAACGUUUACUGACAUCAACUUGUGUCACAAAUGAACUGUCAUACGAUGUUGCACUCGGGUAAAAAAUCACGCAAACGAAUUGUCACAAGAUUUUGCAUUUCAUGAAGGACAAGCGCUUUCAACGCGUUUGCAUUUUCUUUUGCAAUUCUUGAGACGAACUGGCA